This is a messenger RNA of Perognathus longimembris pacificus (Pacific pocket mouse), 1625 nucleotides long. It is a transcript of the gene Rad52, whose product is annotated as RAD52 homolog, DNA repair protein. The transcript is spliced from 12 exons. Lineage: Eukaryota; Metazoa; Chordata; Mammalia; Rodentia; Heteromyidae. Gene Ontology annotation, cellular component: nucleus. The record is from RefSeq and is a predicted model, not a curated record. Gene Ontology annotation, biological process: mitotic recombination; double-strand break repair via single-strand annealing; double-strand break repair via homologous recombination. The coding region runs from base 92 to 1246 and encodes 384 amino acids.
CGGGGGUGGGAGCUGGAGCGGCGGAGGGAGGGGGAAUCCCGGCGCCGGGCCUGGCGUGGCUGCGGUCAGGAAGAGCUCCGCCGGCGUCAGCAUGUCUGGGGUGGAGGAGGCCACUCCUGGAGGUGGCCGGGCCGUGCUGUGUUUUGGACAGAGUCAGUACUCGGCAGAGGAAUACCAGGCCAUCCAGAGCGCCCUGAGGCAGAGGCUGGGCCCGGAAUACAUCAGCAGCCGGGCGGCUGGAGGCGGCCAGAAGGUGUGUUACAUCGAGGGCCACCGGGUGAUUAGCCUGGCCAAUGAGAUGUUUGGGUACAACGGCUGGGCACAUUCCGUCACACAGCAGAACGUGGAUUUUGUGGACCUCAACAACGGCAAGUUCUACGUGGGCGUCUGCGCGUUUGUGAAGGUGCAGUUAAAGGACGGCGCCUACCACGAGGACGUGGGGUACGGGGUCAGUGAGGGCCUCAAGUCCAAGGCCCUGGCCCUGGAGAAGGCCCGGAAGGAGGCUGUGACCGACGGGCUGAAGCGCGCGCUCAGGAGCUUCGGCAACGCGCUGGGAAACUGCAUUCUGGACAAGGAUUACCUGCGCUCCCUCAACAAGCUCCCCCGCCAGGCGCCCGUGGAAGUGGACCUGACCCACGCCAAGAGGCAGGACUUCGAGCCCUCGGUGGAGCAGGCGCGGCUCCACAGCUGCCGGCUGCAGGCGUCCGUGGCGUCCGCGGGCAGAGCAGGCGAGGGCCGCCCCGCGGAGGAGGCGGGGGACCAGCGCGGCGGCUCCAGUGUGGAGGAAGACGUCACGCAGCAGCGGAAGCUGCGGCAGAAGCAGCUGCAGCAGCAGUUCCGGGAGCGGAUGGAGAGGAGGCCGCGGGCGCCCAGCCCCCCCGCAGCCGCGGGGCAGCGUGAGGCAGCGCCCCGGGCCCCUCCUCGGACCUGCAGUCCUGUGGUUACUGCCGCCCCAGCACCCCCCACGGGGGCCCCUGUCCCACCAGCAAACCCGCACGACGGCCUCGACCCCUGGGAUCUGACUCCAGACCUGGACGACCUCAUCCCGCCAUGCUGGAAACCAGAGCCUCCCCCGGCCUCUGCCAACACCGCCCCGAGCCACCAGGCGGCGCUGCGAGCCAGGGAGCCGGAGAACCCCAAGCCUGGGCACCCCCAAACCUACACCGCCAACUGGCUCCUAACAGGAGGCGGCGCGGCUCCCGGCGGGAACCAGGACGCAAAGAAACAGAAACUGGACCCCCCCUGAGGCCCAGGACGGAUGGCGGGGGGCACGCCGCCCCAGAGGGACCGGACUGGACCGCCGUCGCCGGGCCGCCCCGGGGGAGCGGCCGUCACCCUCCCGGCUCUGCCCGCGGCGGCUGAGCCUCACCUCGCCGCACCCACACCCACCCACACCCACCGCGUGCGAGGGGAAAGCUGUUGUGUGAAUAAAGACGUUUCGGGAGUGCGUCGUGGCCGCCUCCGCGCGUGUGACACAGGCUCACGCGGCACCCGGCCUCCCGAGUCCCCUCCGGGCCCCUGCGUGUUACCGUCCCGCGCCGGCUCUUCCCCACGUGGGGACGCGUGUUCCCAGGCCCGUGGUGGAUGCCAAACCCUGCGAUGCAAAUAAAGCCUUUUUCCCAUCC